AAAAAAAAAAAAAAAUGGAGGGUUGGGACCCGAACACGAAGUCGACGCUAACCCAGAUCCCACUGUUGACGACGAAGGCCGGGCCGAGAGAUGGGGCGGCAUGGACGCAGAGGCUGAAGGAGGAGUACAAGGCUUUGAUCGCCUACACCCAGAUGAACAAGUCCAACGAUAACGAUUGGUUCCGAAUCUCCGCGGACAAUCCCGAGGGGACACGUUGGACCGGCAAGUGCUGGUACGUCCACAACCUCCUCAAGUACGAGUUCGAUCUCCAGUUCGAUAUCCCUGUCACCUACCCUGCUACCGCACCUGAGCUCGAGCUCCCUGAGCUCGAUGGCAAGACCCAAAAGAUGUAUAGAGGGGGGAAGAUCUGCUUGACAGUGCAUUUCAAGCCGCUUUGGGCCAAGAACUGUCCGAGGUUUGGUAUAGCACAUGCACUAUGUUUGGGUCUUGCACCAUGGCUUGCAGCAGAGAUUCCCAUUCUUGUGGAUUCUGGUAUGGUUAAGCACAAAGAUGAUGCUGCAUCAUCAGCUGAAUCUUAGUAAAAUGUAAUAUUGGUGCUGUAAGAGUAAACCUCGAUGACGGAAAAUAAGUGUUGAGCCAUAAGUAGCAAUUUACCGGAACCGAGGCAUAUAUUUUAUCUGCAGAGAAAUACAUUUUUGAGAUCAAAUACAUACUCUUGAAGCCAUUUUCAUUUUUAGCUUUGAAAUGCAUACAUGCACAUUGUAAGAUAUGAAUUCACACCCCUUUCUUUUUUCUUAUUUCAAAAUUUUUUUUUUCAGCUUCUUUUCUGUUGAUAUGUUCUUGUGCUUCUUGUGUUUUUUGCAAAAUUGUUUGUGUUCUAUGGUUGAAGUGGUAACUCAUGAUGCUCGAGUUAGGCUUCAAUUAUGCACUUGCACCUUCUUGCAUCCAGAGACAAAUUCGAUGUCUCUUAUACUCCAAAUUUUGUAUGUGGGCUCAAAAGAAUUGAGCUGAUGAGUGUAUGUGACCAGAUCUGGUUUCUUGGGUAUAA
Molecule: messenger RNA, 1009 nt
Organism: Prunus persica (peach)
Lineage: Eukaryota; Viridiplantae; Streptophyta; Magnoliopsida; Rosales; Rosaceae
Product: ubiquitin-fold modifier-conjugating enzyme 1
Exons: 3
Coding region: 15-539 (174 amino acids)
Biological process (GO): protein K69-linked ufmylation
Cellular component (GO): cytoplasm
Molecular function (GO): UFM1 conjugating enzyme activity
Source: RefSeq, a predicted model, not a curated record